Molecule: messenger RNA, 2442 nt
Organism: Ostrea edulis (European flat oyster)
Lineage: Eukaryota; Metazoa; Mollusca; Bivalvia; Ostreida; Ostreidae
Product: bromodomain-containing protein 8-like
Exons: 20
Coding region: 70-2082 (670 amino acids)
Cellular component (GO): NuA4 histone acetyltransferase complex
Molecular function (GO): protein binding
Source: RefSeq, a predicted model, not a curated record
GAUUACUAUUUCGGUUUUUCAGGUCCGGCAAACGAGCGCGCUAAGUUUCCUGUCUAAUAGCGUGUAAAAAUGGCUAUGCCAAAGUAUAAACUGGGAAAUGUACCAUUGGAUAAAUGGUCGAUCAGAGAGAGGCUGGCUCUAGCAUGCUCAGUUUUGAGGAGUGGUGAUCAGAAUUGGGUAUCAGUAAGCAGAGCCAUCAGAGCUUAUGGAGAACCCAACAGACCGCAGGAAUGGUUUUCUCAGAAGAACUGUGCCUUACAGUAUGCAGAACUUCUAGAGAAAGUAGAAACACCUAAAAGGAAGGGCAGGGACCGUGGUGAGGUGGAGACUCCCAGUCUUCAGAUUAUGAGGAAAUUAACGAUCGAGCGGAUAGAAGAACUGAAGAAGGUAGUCACAGAACAGGAGCAGAAGUACAAGAAAUUGAAAAAGGAAGUGGAGAUGAUUAAAUGUGGACAGUGGGAUGAUAGACUCCCGGCCCUCUACCAACAAAUGCUCAGUGAAAAGAAGGAAGCUGAGGAUGCAGCUCGUGAAGCUGAGAUGUCUCGAGCCGAGAUGUCUCGAUCAACAUCUGAGUCCACUCCUUCCGGGUCCUACCAAAUGUCUGCAUCAGAAAGUCAAACUGAGAUGGAGGUUGAGGAAGUGAGCCAAGAUACAGAUAAUAAAGACACGAUUGUAGAGGUCUCAGACACAACUGAAGAGAAACCUGCCAUUAAAGAGCCUCUAACUGUAAAGAUUGAGCCAGGCUUGGCUGGAGAAGAAAAACCCAAGCCCUCCCCCUCCCCCACCCGCCUACUGACCACCCUCCUCUCCAGUAAAACCAGCAAAGUGGAGGAUCUAAAGGAACUCAAAGAGAAAACUGAACAACAACAGGCCAAAGCAGAGGCAGCAGUGGCAGCUGUGCCCACCACAGUUACUACGGUUACAGAAACACCUGUAAGGAAAACAGAAGAGAUUGAGCCUGUCGGUGCUGAUUCUUUUAUUGAUCAAACCCCCUCAAGUACUGCUCCAACACUGACAAAACUUCUUCACAAAGGGGGAGAGAGUAAAGCAGCAGUUGAAGAGGAAGUGGGUCGGACGACCAUGGACACCCCUAGCAGUAACAACACUAUCCCAGUGGAGGAAGAAAUUGUGGAGAUAGAAGAUGUGAAAGUAGAAGUAUCUGAGGACCAGGAAGUGAUUCUGCAGCAUAAAGUCAAAGAGGAAGUGGUUAAUGUGGACCAGGAUGAGAGUCAGGAAUCCACAGACAUAGGCUUCAUACAGUUAGAGGAGGAGAUGUUGAAAGAGGAGCCGAUGUCUCCAGCCAGCAGUGUCUCCUCCAAAGUCAGCGAGUGUGACAUCAAGCCUGGCAGCAGACGCAGUCGAGGCCGGCAGUCUGGAAGGAGAAGGCGUACUAAGAGACAGAAGAAGCCCAUGGGAGUUAAAGAUGAGGAGAGUACAUCACGGUUGAGUGAUGGUGACACGACUGAAGAUGAGACUGCCCGUGAAAGUGACGAUACGUCCAUUUCCGGAAACAUUACUAAUGUUCCUACCCCUGUACCAUUCACAGAGUCCAUUCCAAGCAGCCCAUUGUCACACUGCAGUGACACAGAAGAUGAGAAAUCCUACAAGAAUUGGAAGAAGUCCAUCAUGCUGGUGUGGAGGUCUGCAGCCAAUCACAAGUAUGCAAAUGUGUUCCUACACCCAGUCACUAAUGAAAUUGCCCCAGGGUACACCAGCAUUGUUCACAGGCGGAUGGAUCUGAGUCAGAUUAAGAAGAACAUCGAGAGUGGGGUAAUCCGGACGACGUCGGAGUUCCAACGUGACAUGAUGCUGAUGUUUACUAAUGCCAUUAUGUACAAUAACUGCAACCACAGGGUCCACAAGAUGGCAGUGGAGAUGUAUAAUGAUGUCCUGCAACACAUCGAGCAAUAUGUGAGCACGCAGAUCAUGGUUCAGACCACAGACACCAAACUAUUGAGGGGUUCCAGACGAGUUGACACCAGUGAUAAGGAAGAAGACAGCAAAAGGAGACGCACAUCAUCAGAGCAACAUGGAGAAGGAGGGAAAACCAAGAAAAGGAAAACGCGAGCAGACGACACAUAAGGCUGGGAUUCAUCGCCUAGAGCUAGUGGACAGAGACCAUGAGUCUGAACGUUAUCAUUACGCAGAUGUGACAAUAUUCUCUUUGACUCUAUAGACAUGUUACCAAUUGUUGUAGAGUGAAUACAGAAAUAUACAGUAACAUCACAAGGAAAUUGUGGUUUUAUGAGACUUUGACGUGGUUUACAGGUACAAAUACACAGUAUAACCUAUUGAUUAACAUCUCACUACACUGGCUUUAAAUUAAGCCAAAAUGUGAAUAUUACAUUACAUGUAUUUAAGCCCACUCAUUUGCAUGUGUUUAUCAAGGAAGUACAUGUAUUAUUUUCAUUGCUAUUAAAUCAAUAUAGUGUUUGAAAUUCA